Messenger RNA from Lodderomyces elongisporus, 393 nucleotides. RefSeq names its product histone H2A (gene HTA2). The record is from RefSeq and is a predicted model, not a curated record. Gene Ontology annotation, biological process: heterochromatin formation. The transcript has a single exon. Gene Ontology annotation, cellular component: chromatin; nucleosome. Bases 1 to 393 code for a protein of 130 amino acids. Gene Ontology annotation, molecular function: protein heterodimerization activity; structural constituent of chromatin; DNA binding. Lineage: Eukaryota; Fungi; Ascomycota; Pichiomycetes; Serinales; Debaryomycetaceae.
AUGUCAGGAGGUAAAGGAAAAGCCGGUUCAUCCGAAAAAGCAUCAACUUCAAGAUCAGCUAAGGCUGGUUUGACCUUCCCAGUCGGAAGAGUCCACAGAUUAUUGAGAAAGGGAAACUAUGCUCAAAGAAUUGGUUCAGGUGCCCCAGUCUACUUGACUUCAGUCUUGGAAUACUUGGCUGCUGAAAUCUUGGAAUUGGCCGGUAACGCUGCUAGAGACAACAAGAAGUCAAGAAUCAUCCCAAGACACUUGCAAUUGGCCAUUAGAAACGAUGAGGAAUUGAACAAAUUGUUGGGACACGUUACAAUUGCUCAAGGUGGUGUCUUGCCAAACAUCCACCAAUCCUUGUUGCCAGCCAAGAAAGCAAAGACUGGUGCUUCUCAAGAAUUAUAA